AUGAUUCUGCCAGUGGUGUUCCUGUGUGUCGCAGCUGUGCUGUCUCCGUGCAGUGGAGAGGAACCUGAAGGUUUUGAUGAUCUGUCAACUAGCAAAGAAGAUCAGCAGGAGCUGAUUGUUGACAAACAUAAUACCCUCAGAAGAGAAGUAAAACCAACUGCCAGCAACAUGCUGAAGAUGGAAUGGUCUCCUCCAGCUGCAAACAAUGCUCAAAAAUGGGCCAGUCAAUGUACUUUGAGUCACAGUCCUGCCUACCGGAGGACAACCAAUGUACUAUGUGGUGAAAAUCUCUUCAUGUCUUCCGGUCCUUUCUCGUGGCCAAAUGUUAUUCAGGCCUGGUACAAUGAGGAGGAAAAUUUUGAAUACGGAACUGGAGCAAAAACACGAGGUGCUGUGAUUGGCCAUUACACUCAGGUUGUUUGGCACAAUUCUAAUCAAAUUGGAUGUGCUGUCUCUUUCUGUCCCAACAGUAUAUACAAGUACUUUUAUGUCUGCCACUACUGCCCUGCGGGGAAUAUACGAAGUUCAAUUCCGACACCAUACAAAAGAGGAGAACCCUGUGGUGAUUGCCCUGACGCUUGCGAGGAUGGAUUAUGCA
Pterocles gutturalis (yellow-throated sandgrouse) is the source of this 598-nucleotide messenger RNA. Its product is annotated as cysteine-rich venom protein pseudechetoxin-like. The transcript has 6 exons. NCBI's taxonomy places the organism in Eukaryota, Metazoa, Chordata, Aves, Pterocliformes, Pteroclidae. The annotation marks the transcript as partial. Gene Ontology annotation, cellular component: extracellular region. The record is from RefSeq and is a predicted model, not a curated record.